AUGUCUGACUACUCUCCCUCCUCCACCUCCCCUUCGGAGACCCUCUACAACACAGAAAACCGGAUCCGCUCCCCCACCCGCGGCACGAAGAGCUCUAUCACCGACGACAUCGUCGUCCUUGACCCGCGCAACGUCCAGCAGUGGCAGCUGGACGCGGCCUCAGCCCGGGCAGAGGGCACCACCAACAAGCUAGAGGCUCGCCUCGACAAGGCGACUGCCGAGAACCUUGCGCUCGACAGCGAGGCCGCUCUCCUCCAUUAUGAGAUGGACGGUAUUUUUAGUUUGCGGAAGGAGGACUUGGAGAGAGAUCAGCGGCGUCACAACCGGGCCUUGCUCUUCUGUGUUUUGGCUGUUUUUGCGGGGUUUCUCUGGUCUUGGGUCUUUCAACGUGGUGCCAAUGAGGUCUUUGAGCUCUUCAACAGCGACCUUUCCUAA
Messenger RNA from Fusarium odoratissimum NRRL 54006, 435 nucleotides. RefSeq lists its product as uncharacterized. Lineage: Eukaryota; Fungi; Ascomycota; Sordariomycetes; Hypocreales; Nectriaceae. The record is from RefSeq and is a predicted model, not a curated record. The transcript has a single exon. Bases 1 to 435 code for a protein of 144 amino acids.